AUGGAAAAUGUUGAUAAUUUGGACAAUGGUAAGGAAUCUUUAUGUAAAGAACCAUUUACUAAACGAAGAUCUUUACGCAGGAAUAUUACAGAAUAUAGCUGUGGUAUUUGCAAGAAACCAUUCACUUCAGAAGAUGAUUUAUUAAAGCACAAGAAAAUCCACCAGAAACCAUUCCGCUGUGAAGUAUGUGAGAAAUCCUAUGUGUCCAAAAGUAAUUUGACAAGUCACAAGAGGUUCCAUUCUGGAGAAAGACUGUUCCGUUGCGAAAUCUGUGGGAAAUAUUUUGUUCACAAAUGCAAGCUUGUUGCUCAUAUGAGUAGCCAUACGGGAGAGAAACCGUUCCAUUGCGAAAUAUGUGAUAAGUCGUUCGUGAGUGUAAGCAACCUGAAGGAACAUAGGAACCUACACACUGGAGAAAAACCGUUUUGCUGCAAGAUCUGUGGGAAAUCCUUCUUCUGGAAAAAGAGUUUUGUUAUCCACACGCGUUGUCAUACGGGAGAGAAACCCUAUCAUUGUGAUAUAUGUGGGAAAUCUUUCGUGUCUAGUAGUAAUUUGGUACAUCACAAGAAAAUACAUUCUGGCGAGAAACCGUUUCGUUGUGAAAUCUGCGGUAAAUCGUUCGUGGCUAAUGACGAAUUAACCAAACACAACCGGACGCAUACGGGGGAAACCCCUUUUCGUUGUGACAUUUGCGGGGAUUCGUUCCUUGAUAGUAGCAACUUGAUAACUCAUAAACGGACCCACACGGGAGAGAGACCUUUUCGUUGUGAAAUAUGCGGGAAAUCUUUCAGGCAGAAUUCUCAUCUUAUAUUUCACAUACGAAGGCAUACUGGAGAAAAGCCCUUUCGUUGUGAAAUUUGUGGUUUGUCUUUCGUUUCUAACAGUGACUUAACGAUGCACAAACGGAGACAUACUGGGGACAAACAGCAUCGCUGUGAGAUCUGUGGGAAAUGUUUUGUCUCCAGCAGUGAACUGACAUCUCAUAAAAGGACUCACACGGGGGAAAACUGUGUUGUUUGUAUGAAGUCUUUUGUGUCUAGGAAAGAAUUGCUGGCGCAUAAAAAUACACACUUGAGUGGAACAUAUUCACCGUGA
Octopus sinensis (East Asian common octopus) is the source of this 1095-nucleotide messenger RNA. Its product is annotated as gastrula zinc finger protein XlCGF17.1-like. The record is from RefSeq and is a predicted model, not a curated record. Lineage: Eukaryota; Metazoa; Mollusca; Cephalopoda; Octopoda; Octopodidae. The transcript has a single exon. The coding region runs from base 1 to 1095 and encodes 364 amino acids. Gene Ontology annotation, cellular component: nucleus.